Solanum dulcamara is the source of this 1060-nucleotide messenger RNA. Its product is annotated as cleavage and polyadenylation specificity factor subunit 3-I-like. Lineage: Eukaryota; Viridiplantae; Streptophyta; Magnoliopsida; Solanales; Solanaceae. Gene Ontology annotation, biological process: mRNA 3'-end processing by stem-loop binding and cleavage. Gene Ontology annotation, molecular function: RNA endonuclease activity; RNA binding; 5'-3' exonuclease activity. The record is from RefSeq and is a predicted model, not a curated record. Gene Ontology annotation, cellular component: mRNA cleavage and polyadenylation specificity factor complex. The transcript has 4 exons. Bases 370 to 690 code for a protein of 106 amino acids.
UUUGUACAAAUUGAAUAUUCCAUUAAAAUGGACUCUAGCAAUCUAUCAUUGGCUUAAUUUUAUGAAACUUUUGUAUCACAACUAGUAAUAAGACUGCUCCCUCAUAUGAUAUCUUUGGGAUAGAUUAUCAAGUUGAUCAUUGUGAACACCUUGAUGCACUUAUCUCCCUUGAACCCUUUGAACGAAAUGCAGCAAAAGUAAAAAAAAAGUUUCAUGAAUUGACCCCAUCAUCCACCCUAUAAGAAAGAUGAGAUCACCCCAAAGGAUGCUUCAGCAUUCAGGCGCCACAGACCAAUCAUACAAUUCUUACACCUUUAAGCCAAAUAGUAGUCAUAAUUCUUAACUAUGUUCUAAAUUGAGGGUGUAAGAAUGGCAUCUACUGGACAACCACAGUCAUCUUUGAAGAGACCUAAUCCUGCAGUUAAUAGAGAAGGAGAUAAACUGGUUAUUACUCCUUUAGGGGCUGGAAAUGAAGUGGGACGGUCCUGUGUUUUCAUGACUUUUAAAGGGAAAACAAUCAUGUUUGAUUGUGGCAUUCAUCCAGGUUACUCAGGCAUGUGUGCUUUACCCUAUUUUGAUGAAAUUGAUCCUUCAUCAAUUGAUGUUCUUCUUGUUGUCGAGGAGUUGGAGCGUAUUGGAAUUCAUAGAGAAGGCUGCUCAGGAUCUCGUUAUCUUUACGAUAGCAGGUAGCGCACUGGUCUACUAUCAAACGAGACCAAGUUUAGAUCAAGAAAUGGAAUAAAUGCACAAGUAUUAUGGACAAGAGUUGGACAAGCUACUAGAAAAAUUGCAACAACUAGUACGGGACCAAGAAGAGUAACAGGGAGACGCAGAAAGAGUUCAAGGAUCGGGUGACGAAUAGCAUAAUGUCACGGAUUUAGAUUUCAACUAAGACCUCCAUGCGGCACUUGACAACUUACUCACGAAUCUUUCAAGAUCUUGCAAGCUCAAGUAAGCCUUUAAGACUAGAUCGCUAAGGGAACGCUAGAUUGUAAGAAAGACAGGAGAGCUUUUUCUGAAGAAGGUUUUAUAUUACUUGAAAGAAUGCUUGAUUUCUCGA